This is a messenger RNA of Drosophila innubila, 4485 nucleotides long. RefSeq names its product guanine nucleotide exchange factor DBS. The coding region runs from base 16 to 3843 and encodes 1275 amino acids. Gene Ontology annotation, molecular function: guanyl-nucleotide exchange factor activity; protein binding. The transcript has 18 exons. Gene Ontology annotation, biological process: intracellular signal transduction. Gene Ontology annotation, cellular component: cytoplasm. The record is from RefSeq and is a predicted model, not a curated record. NCBI's taxonomy places the organism in Eukaryota, Metazoa, Arthropoda, Insecta, Diptera, Drosophilidae.
AAUGUGCGAAUAAAAAUGGAAAGCUCGCCAUCCAGUUCCAUUGAAAAACAAAUUGAUCACUUUUUGGAGCACUUCAAACGCAGUGCUUCCAAGGCCAUCGAUGCGGAGUGGGGCAGCGGCCCCGAUAUCAACAGUGGACAGUCCGGCAGUCCACAAAGGCAGCCGCCCUUGCAACGUUUGCUGCAAAGAACCAAAAGUCGGUCCAGUUGCCUAGACGUGUCGGAGCUAUCGGACAAUGAUGUGGAAACUGCGCUGGCCGAGUCCCAGGCUAUUGUGAUGAGCGCAUCGCAGACACAGCAAUCACAGCAAUCUCAGCAAUCACAACAAUCACAGCAACGACAGCAGCAGUUGGUCAACCAUCAUAUGAUUGAUUCCCAGAUAUCGGUUAGCAGUGGGACAUCCAUACAGACGGCGAUCUUUCAAUCGCUGAGCAACUCGCCGGCGCAUACGAAUCGCAGCACGGGAUUCCUACAGCAUACCACGUCCACGAUCAGCAGCAACUCGACCACCUCGGUCAACUCACAGGGUGUCGCCUAUGCCGCCGAAGCGUUGAGCUCACAAAGGGCUGCGGAGCAGAUCAACUCGUUGCUAGAGCACAUUAGUCCGGCCCAAGCGGCUGCUGCGAUGAGCGGUGAGGGAGUGCUCAAUAUAGCCGAUGUGGCGGAUCUGUUGCAUCCACAGCAUGCGAUCAUCACCGGAGGUCGCUCUCAAGAGGGUUGUCCGCUGAUCAUUUUCCCGGAUAACAAUAAUUUUAACUCCAUCGAAGAAGCCGAUUAUCAGAAGCUCAUCUUGUACCUCAGCUCAGUGCCAUCUCUACAAGAUGCAGAUCUCGGAUUCCAUUUGAUUAUCGAUCGUCGCAAGGACAGAUGGACAUCGGUGAAGACGGCGUUACAGCGGAUAUCGAUUUACUUCCCAGGUAUUAUACAUGUGGUCUAUGUGCUGCGCCCCUCGGGUCUCUUUCAAAAAGCCAUAUCCGAAGUGAGCUCAAAGUUUUCCUCCAAGGAUGAAUAUCGCUUUCGGCUUGUCGUCUGCUCAGCUCUCUCCGAACUGCAUGAGUUUGUCGAUGCGAGUCAGUUGACCCCCGACAUGGGCGGCUCUCUGAUCUAUUCACAUCAUGAGUGGAUUCAGCAGCGGAUUUCGCUUGAGAAGUUUUCCAGCUUGACGCAUCAAGUCUCUGCCGAGUUGGACGUAUUUAUUCAGGCCAUACAUGACACAGAGUUUCCCAAUAACGUUGAGGCGACUAGAAAACUAUUGGAAGAUCAGGGCGUGGACUAUGCGCGAUUGAAGGAUGAGAUUCUUGCCGCUGCGAGACAUGGCGAGACGCUCUUGAACAAGAUCAAGUCAAACGAAGAGCUCAAGGAGUUUUCCGAACGCACUGGCAAUGUCAGCGCCAUUGAGAGACUGCUCGUCCAGCUGGAGGAAACGGAGCGUCGCUUCGACGAGUUCUGGCGGACACAUCGCAAUCGCCUGGAGCAGUGUCUCCGAUUGCGCAUGUUCGAGCAGGACUUUCGGGAGCUACAGAACAUCUUCGAUGGACAUCUGAAGACGGUGGCCGAAAUGACAGAGAUCGGUGAGAGCGUCGAUCGUGUCUCCACACUCAUUCAGGAGACAGAACAAUUUCGUGCCCUCAUCAAAUUGGACGUGGAACACGCCGAGGAGGUUAUACAAACUGGUCAGCAACUGGUUGGCUCCCGCGGGGUCUAUCCCUGGGAAAUUGUUCAGCCCAAGUGCGAUGAACUGCAGCGUGUCUGUGACAUCAUCAGCAUGCGCCUGACAAAGCGCUUAGAGAUCCUGGCGAAAAACAGCGAACUUAUGGAGAGAGUUGAAAAGGCUAAUCAAUGGUGUGCCAAUGGCGUGGAGCUUUUGGCCUCUCAGAGGAUUGAGAAGUGUUCAGUUUCAGCUGAUUUGGCUGAACAGAGUCUGCACGAAAUUCAGGCGUUUAUUGCAUCUGCAUCUGAUUUCAAACUAUCUAGUCCAAGUGAAUUCAAGAAGAUCUUCCUGGAAAGCACCACACCUGAAACCAAAGCUCUUGUAUCUCAGGUCUUGCAACGCAUUGACGACGUGUCCCUGAUGUGCGACAAGCGCAUUGCGAGCCUCAAGAAACUGGCCCUGAAACCACCGCGUCCUGUGCAACAAGUCACCCCCGAGCCAGCCGUGCCCCUGCAGCCUCCGGGCGGAGCGCCACACCUGUUGCGUCGCAAACAGAUUAAGACUGGUAUACAUGAGUUACGACCCAGAUCUAUGGACGGUGUCAUUGACCCGGGUUCGUUAAUUGGCGACAACAGUUCGAGUCCAGACAAUGCUGAACAUGCAAUACAAAAUCAACAGGAUGCUGAGGCGCGAAGACUUAAACGGGGUCACGUGCUAUCUGAACUACUGGAGACGGAACGGAUCUAUGUUAAUGAAAUGAGUUCCAUUCUAAAGGGCUACUACGAUCAAAUGCAGUCAGACGAGCUGAUGCAUCUUGUGCCGGCCAGUCUGCAGGGCAAGGAGGACAUACUCUUCGGCAACCUGCACGAGCUCUACACCUUCCACAACGAGGUGUUCCUCAAGGAUCUGGAGAAUUGCAUAUCCACGACCGAGCUUGUGGCGCUUUGUUUUGUACAAAGGCGUGAUACCUUCUAUCGACUGUACUCGUUCUAUUGUCAGAACAUUCCGAGAUCAGAGAGACUGCGUGAGACGCUUGUGGACACGCAUCUCUUCCUACAGGAAUGCCAAAAGAGAUUGGGCCAUAAGCUGCCACUGGCCGCGUAUCUGCUGAAGCCCGUCCAAAGGAUAACCAAGUAUCAGUUGCUACUGAAGGAUCUGCUACGAUUCAGCGACAGUGGCAGCUGCACCAAGGAGUUGCAGAAGGCUCUCGACUGUAUGCUCAUCGUGCUGAAGUGCGUCAAUGACUCCAUGCAUCAGGUGGCCAUCACGGGAUUCCCUACCGAUCUGACUCAGCAGGGAGACCUGCUACUGCAGGAUUCGUUCCAGGUGUGGACGGAAUCAAAGAAGGACAUCCGAUUGCGCAUCAAGCCACAACAGCGUCACAUCUUUCUCUACCAGAAAUCGCUGCUAUUCUGCAAGCAAACCUCAAAAACGGGUCACAACAAGAGCACCUAUCAGUUCAAGCACCACGUUAAGAUGUCGCACAUCGGUCUAACCGAGUCUGUUCGUGGCGAUGCCAAACGAUUCGAGGUGUGGCUACAAGGACGCCAAGAGGUUCACACAAUGCAGGCUCCAUCGCUGGAAGUGAAGAACAAAUGGGUGGCCGAGAUCAAGCGGGUGUUACUUAACCAGCUCGAGGAGUUGAAGGGCGAGAAGAUUAAGCAGUACGGCCUCAACCAUCGAGGACUUAAGCAGACAACGUCCUGGGACACGCCAAACAUUAUUCUCAGCUCAGCAAGUCGCACAAUCAGCUGUGACGCCUCCUCGGAGUCAUCCAAUCGCAACUCCAACUGCAGCACCGAGGACAAUGGAUCCUCGACAGUUGCCGGUGGCAACUCGAGCAGCGGCAUCGGCAUUGGCAUCGGCGACAGGGAGAGGGAGCAUCAAGAGGCAUGCGGCUGGAGCUCAGAUUACUCCAACAGCGAGGAUGAGAUGUCCCUGAACGAGGAUAAUAGCACGCCGGGCAGUAAAUUCAUUGCCCUGGCUGAUUACACGGCUAUGGGACACUCGGAAGUUUCGAUGCGGGAAGGCGAAUCUAUCGAGCUAUUGAAAGUGGGCUGCGCUGGCUGGUGGUAUGUGCGCGUCUUAGAUUCCAAUUCAGAAGGUUGGACCCCGGGAGCAUAUUUGGAAUCGAUCAAUCGAAAAUCGUCUCGAUCAUCGAGCUGCAAUCAGGAGCGAAUAAAUAUCAAAUAAAUCUUUAGAAGAACACACACAGACUACGCACCUCUCUCUCUCUCUCUCUCCAAAUAUUUUAUCGGCUUUCGAAUACUCUACAGCACGCUUUCAAAACUUAAUCUAUCUGUAAGAUAGACCACAGCAUUUGAGCUUUUAUCGUAUAUUUGAAUCAUAUUACAAAUACUACACUACUCAUGGAAAACUCUACUCUAAGCCUUUCCUUUCGCCUCAACCCCGCAGCCAUGAAGCCUUGUAAAAGUGUACAUUAGGAAAUCUCUAAAGUAUUUCUUGUUAAUAAAUUAUUAUAAAAUAUGAUAAUCUACUUACAUUUAAGAAUUCCUACAAUUAUGUAUGUAGCUUCUAGUAUCUAGUCCAUAGUAUACUAAAUGUAUGUUUAUGUGCAUACUUACAUAUGUACCUAUGUACAUUAAUAUGUAUAUCUAGUAUUUUGAGGACUGUUGCAAUGAUUGUUAAGGACAACUUGUCGAAUAUUUCUUGGAGUCGUAUUAAUAUCAAUUGAUCAAAUUGUUUUCGAUUACAGUAAAUAUUUAAAAAGCAUAUUUAUAUACGAUUACAUUCAUUAAAACCCAAAUAUAUUUGUGUAAUUUACAUAUAUACUACAAUUAAGUACAUAAUAAAUAUCCCAAAUUAAAAACUAAA